CAGUGCACACCCUCUCCUUUUCUCUUUUUUUCUGUUCUUUUUUUCCUAGGGCUCGCCACCAAAUGCCAUGGAAUUCCAUCGCAUCGCACGCACCGGUGUAAGAACUUCUGGAGAGCGUCAUUCAACCCUUUGCCUGCCGCGAGGGACGGGCCCUUCACCGCAUCUCAGUAACUCCCCGUCUCUCCCUUCCUUCCCUUGGCUUCAAUACCCAGAGUGGUGAACAAACCCAAGGGUCCCAUCCACCUGAAGCCACAGGGGGUUCCCGCCCACGCACCUUAACGAUCCCCGCCUAGUAGAGAGUUGCCCGACUAGAGUUCUAGACCAAAAAGAGAGUUACAUACAACAA
Messenger RNA from Colletotrichum destructivum, 346 nucleotides. RefSeq lists its product as uncharacterized. NCBI's taxonomy places the organism in Eukaryota, Fungi, Ascomycota, Sordariomycetes, Glomerellales, Glomerellaceae. Bases 68 to 220 code for a protein of 50 amino acids. The transcript has a single exon. The record is from RefSeq and is a predicted model, not a curated record.